AUGACUUCGUCUACCCUGAAGGUGGUUUUAACUCCAGAACAUUUGGAACAUCUCAAUAAGCAUUUGCAGUAUUUAACACCACAAGAGAUCAUCAGAUGGGCAUAUGUGACGUUUCCCAAUUUGUUUCAAACCACAGCCUUUGGUUUGACUGGUUUGGUUACUAUUGAUAUGAUCUCCAAGUUAGAUUUCAAUGAAGAAGACGAAGUGAGAAAGCACCCUAUUGAUUUAAUUUUCGUUGAUACUCUUCACCAUUUUCCCCAGACUUUAGCUUUAGUGGAAAAUAUUAAACAGAGAUAUGGUCCAACAUUACACGUUUUCCAACCAUUAGGAGUUACCACUGAAACUGAAUUUGCUCAGAAAUAUGGUGAACAAUUAUGGGAAACAAAUGACAACUACUACGAUUACUUGGUGAAGGUUGAACCUUCCCAAAGAGCUUACAGUGAGUUAGGAGUGGUUGCAGUUCUCACAGGAAGAAGAAAAUCUCAAGGAGGCGCUAGAGGUUCAUUGCCAGUGAUUGAAGUCGAAGCUUCAAGUAACACAAUAAAAAUCAAUCCAUUUUGUAAUUGGGACUUCAAGCAAGUGAAACAAUAUGUUGAUGAACAUAAGGUUCCUUAUAACGAACUUCUUGAUCUCGGGUAUAAGUCUGUGGGGGACUGGCAUUCAACAGUUCCAGUAGCUGAAGGGGAAGAUGAACGUUCAGGUAGAUGGAAGGGUAAGGCUAAAACAGAAUGUGGAAUCCACGAAACAAGCAAAUUUGCUCAAUAUCUCAAGCAAAACAGUAAUUAG
Lizanozyma spartinae is the source of this 786-nucleotide messenger RNA. It is a transcript of the gene MET16, whose product is annotated as phosphoadenylyl-sulfate reductase (thioredoxin). The transcript has a single exon. Gene Ontology annotation, molecular function: phosphoadenylyl-sulfate reductase (thioredoxin) activity. The coding region runs from base 1 to 786 and encodes 261 amino acids. The record is from RefSeq and is a predicted model, not a curated record. Gene Ontology annotation, cellular component: cytoplasm. Lineage: Eukaryota; Fungi; Ascomycota; Pichiomycetes; Serinales; Debaryomycetaceae.